AUGCCCGAACCAAAGACCAGAGUCCGCGCGUUUAGCCACCGCACCCGGGCGGGCUGUCUGACCUGCAAGACACGCCGCAAGAAGUGCGACGAGCAGCGGCCCAUUUGCAACCGCUGCAAGGUCGGCGGCUUCAUCUGUGACGGCUACGAGGCCGACGGGGCUGGCCCCAAGAAGAAGAAGCACACCCCCACGACGCCAGACUCUGUGACUUACACAUCUCACACUUGCUCGCCGGCCCUGCUGGCAUCAAAACGAAACAGCAACACCAACAACAACAACACCCGAUGUCUUCCCAUCCUCCAGCCCGCGCCUCUGCGGCCGCAGAAGCUGCUGCUCCCCGGCGACGCCCGCGAGACGCAGUUCUACGUCUACUUCUUCACAGACACCAUCGGCGACCUCGUCAUGUCGCACGCCUUCAGCACAACCUUCUGGCACCAGUUGCUGCAGCCCUCGAGCCAGCAUGCCACGUGCAUUCGCCAUGCCGUUAUCGCGCUAGGCGCAGUGCACUGGCAGUUCUCCCGCCAUGAGCCGCCCUCGUCGCUCAACCACUUUGCCCUGAAGCACUACAACGAGGCAAUAUCCGCUCUUGUCCGGGCCGGGCAGCAACAGUCCUCAUCACCAUCAUCGCCAGCAGACAUCGCCACUACAGUGACAUGUUGCUUCCUCUUCAUCCUCCUCGAGAGCCUGCGGGGCGACUACGCCGAGGCCCUGCGGCAUCUCGAGGCCGGCACGACCAUCCUCGCCGACCACCAUCCAGCCUCCUACCUUCCCAACCGCGACAUGCAGGAGCUCGCAGCCAUCUUCCACGCCAUCAGCGGCCAGGUCGCGGUCUUCACCGAAGAGCGCAUCUUCCCGGACCUGUCGCGCUUCCGAAGCCCGAUGAAGAAGUACCCAAAUCGCACCGAGGAGCUGCGGGACAUCGACGAGGCCGAGGACGUCCUGAACACCCUAGACGACCUGUUGAUAUAUGUCACGGUGGACCUGCCGCAGGACUGGGACAGCCCCACGUCGGACUGCGUCAUGCAGUGGGAGAUCAUGCGGAUCAGCGUGCAGCGCUGGAAGGUGCAGUAUGACGCGCUAGUGCAGCGGCUGACGCGAGAAGGCGAGUACAAGGCGAACCUCGAGAGGAUUGUGAAUCUGCGGGUGCAGUACAAGAUGUGGGAGAUGCUUAUGGACCACGACCAGGACUGCGAGCCUCCAGAGAUGUCGCCCGAAGAAUGCAACGAGCUUCUCGACCUGCUCGACCAGCUGUGGUACAGCCCUUCGAGGGCAGUAUUUGGGCUCAAGACCGACCUGCUCACCGCCCUCUACCAGCUCUAUGUGUUCUGCCAAGACGAGGCCACGCGCACGAGAAUCAUCACCAUGCUCCGCGCGCGCAGGAGGCGCGAGAUCAUCUGGGACAGCUCCGCGCUGGCAGACUUUCUAGAACGUCACAUGCAGAAGACCAAGGCGUCUUCUCAGAGGCUGGCCGGUGGUGCUGUUGCUGGUGUAGCGGUGGAGAAGCCAAAGGCAUCCGACAGGUGGCCGGACAUUGGGCCCUCGCCGGCGGCCGAGGCGCUGGUCGUCUUCCGGCCGAAGCGACAGGUUUCUUGAGGCGUAAGGCGAUGCCACUCAAAAGAAAACAUGAAGAUGCUUGUACAACAAAACAAAAACUUAACCGAGAGGCAUGAUGAUACUCAUGAAACAUGCCCCCAUGCCCCAUGGUUCUCACAACUACAGCAGAGAAGUAGUAAAAUAACCCUGCCACCUUUGUUGAACAUUGAACCACACGAUG
Microdochium trichocladiopsis is the source of this 1774-nucleotide messenger RNA. RefSeq lists its product as uncharacterized. Bases 1 to 1593 code for a protein of 530 amino acids. The record is from RefSeq and is a predicted model, not a curated record. NCBI's taxonomy places the organism in Eukaryota, Fungi, Ascomycota, Sordariomycetes, Xylariales, Microdochiaceae. Gene Ontology annotation, biological process: regulation of DNA-templated transcription. Gene Ontology annotation, molecular function: zinc ion binding; DNA-binding transcription factor activity, RNA polymerase II-specific. The transcript has 3 exons.